AAAAGAGGCGUUGGAGUAACGUAAGAUAAAUCGAAAAUACAAGAAACAAAGGAGAGAGAGACGAAGAUCGGUAGAGGGAGAGAGAGAGAGAUCUAAACCAACAUACCCAAAAUCGACAACCCGGCUCUCCCUCUCCGACUAGAUCGGACCCUCUAUCUGCAAAUCAAUCAAUCCAAUCAGGGUUUAUGCUUAUGUAAUCAACAUCCUUUGCAUGAUUUCAAAUUCUACACAAAACCCCAUUUCCGAUUAUCCGUAUUUGGUCACCCCUUUUCAGAUUGUGAUCUCGAUUGAAUGGCUUCGGAUAAUUCCACCGUUUCAUCGAAGAAGCAACAGCAAUUGGAAGCUGGCAAGAAGCGGCUAGAGGAGUUUCGUAAAAAGAAAGCAGCAGCCAAAAAAGCCGCAGCUAGUAAUUCUGCCCAUUCUGCUAACGGUGACCUACAGGAGACAAAACCGACAGUGUCCGAUUCCGUUCAGGCGAUAACAGACGCUUCAUCUGAUUCCGGUUCAGGUUUUCAAGUUGGAAAAAAUGAAAAGAAAACAAUAAACGUUGUUGAAGCCGAACCCGACGUUAACCCUAUAAGCGAUUUCAGUAAACCUUCAACUGACGGAAAGUUGGAUCAUAAAGCACCUUAUGAACUGGAUCCCGAAAAAAAUAAAGCGUUUAAUCACCCAGAAGAGAAUAUAUAUAGCAGUUAUAAUCAUUUUAGGAAUAUAAGGCAGGAAGACUCCUUUAAAAGUAGUAGAGAUGAACGUUUAAAGGAUUUUACCGAUGCAACUCGUGUAACCGCUCAAGUUUCAGUUGCUAAGACUUCUCCCGAGAGAUCAAACGGUUCUUCGUUUGCUAACAACUUUAGUUAUGGUAAUCAUCAACCAGCUAAUGUCCCGGCAUAUAGAGAUCCAUCUCCUGAAGCUCGGAAACCUAUACAAGACGUGUCGGAGAAUCGUUAUCCUCCAAUUUCGUCAGCGGAUAAUAAGAACCUAUUUCAUCAUCAAGCCAAUGAAACUAGCUCAUCGUUAUGGUCAUCUGAAUCUAUAUCUACAAACAGCAGAUCUGAAGCUAUACCCUCAUACAAUCAGGCGUCUAUGUCACCAGGCUUAGCUGGCAGACGAUCCCGUCCGUCUUUCCUUGAUUUGAUCAACGUGUCUAAAAACGCAGAGACGGAUAAAGAUAAAGACAACCCGUUUAGCUCAAAAGUUCACCCUGUGGAUGCUCGUGUUACAUCUGAUUCUCAAAAUUCCGUAUUUAGGCAGGGUAUCGGUGAGUUUGAAAUGGAAAAAAAGAACGGUUUUGAUUCUACAAAACAAAAUGAAGAUUUUGCUGCUUUGGAACAGCAUAUUGAAGAUCUUACGCAAGAAAAGUUCUCUUUGCAACGAGCGCUUGAGGCUUCGCGAGUUCUAGCCGAGUCUUUAGCCACCGAAAACUCAGCACUAACCGACAGUUAUAACCAGCAGGGAGGUCUUGUCAACCAGUUAAAGGCCGAUAUAGAAAGCUUGCAGGACGAAAUUAAUGCUCAGCUGGUAGAACUUCAGGCUGUGAGGACCGAGUAUGGAAACGCCCAGUUAGAAUGUAGUGCAGCCGAUGAACGUGCUAAGUUACUCGCUUCUGAGGUUAUUGGAUUAGAGGAGAAGGCACUCAGACUGAGGUCUAAUGAACUGAAACUGGAGCGACAAUUGGAAAAUUUGGAAGCUGAAAUGUCGUCACAGAAGAGAAAAAUAUCCACCCUGGAGAAGGAUCGCCAAGAUCUACAGUCGACUAUUCACGCUCUACAAGAAGAGAAAAAACUCAUGCAAUCUAAGCUAUGGAAUGCUCCUCCAAUUAGCGGGAAUUCGGUGGAUAUUAAGAAGAGUCAAACUGCUAGAAAAGAAGCAUCAACGUCUACCGAUGAUCUCGAUGAGAGUGAAGACGCAUUAGCUGCUCCCACAAACCUUGCAACACAAGCUACUCUUGGUGAAAGCGACGCUUUCUUGCCGUCACUAAGUAGGAAUCUUGGUCUUGAAGUUUCAUCUUCAAGUAUACCUCCAGAUCAGAUGAAUACGAUUCAAAAUAUCAACACGCUUAUUUCAGAGUUAGCGUUGGAAAAAGAAGAACUAGUGAAAGCUUUGUCAACUGAAUCAUCGUUAAGUUCCAAGUUGAAGGAUUUGAACAAGGAACUAUCACAUAAACUUGAAGUUCAAACACAAAGAUUAGAGUUGUUGACUUCUCAGAGUAUGGUGAGUGAUAAUAUCCCGCAAAGAAAGCCUGUUCCUCGUAACGCGGUUGAUAAUACGCCCUAUGCUGACGAAGGUGACGAGGUCGUGGAAAGAGUUCUAGGAUGGAUAAUGAAGCUAUUUCCCGGAGGGCCAUCAAAGAGACAAACGAAACAUCUUUGAAAAAGUUGUUACCGAAGUUUCACAUGUCACGGUCCCCGAGGUGCGAUUUCAUCUCCUGGCAGAAAAAGUGUUUCCAUGUUUUUUUAUGGAUGUGGGAAUGCAAAGAGAAUAUACUGGGUUGAAGAGAACACUGUAAAAUCAAUGCUUUUAUAAUUUUUUUAAUCUUUUUUUUAUUUUAUACUUAAAGGUAUGAAUAUCCUUUUUCUUUGAGUUACACAGGUGAUCUUUGUAUGUUAUGCUCACAAUGUUCAUAAUGUAUUAUUGUGAGCGAUGAUUUAGUAUGGUUUUUUAAGGAUUGUCA
This is a messenger RNA of Helianthus annuus (common sunflower), 2671 nucleotides long. Its product is annotated as protein BLISTER. Gene Ontology annotation, biological process: regulation of growth. The record is from RefSeq and is a predicted model, not a curated record. The transcript is spliced from 13 exons. The coding region runs from base 292 to 2370 and encodes 692 amino acids. Lineage: Eukaryota; Viridiplantae; Streptophyta; Magnoliopsida; Asterales; Asteraceae.